ACGCCGACGAGUUUCGGCAGUCUGACGAGAACCGCGCGAUCGAAUCGUUCACGUAUCGUCACGGAUCCACAUACGCACACACCGAGCACGACCAACCGUUUUUUCCACGACCGAGGCGAGCCCAGUCGCAACCGCCGCCGUUUCAGAAUGAAACCGAACAUGCGCGCCGUGCUACUGUGGUGUUUGGCAUUUGUUGCAUCGGCCUUCGGGCAAACGGACGUCAAUGGAUUUUAUACCAUUGUGGCCCCAAAAGUAUUGCGGCCGAAUUCAGAAUAUCAUGUUGCAGUGAGUACGCACGGGACCACAUCGCCAACAACAGUAGUUGUGGACGUUGGCGGCAAACAAGACAGCGGAGGCAUUCUGAAAGUUACGCAAUUCGUCAAAGUUGACUCGUAUUCGACUAGAAUAAUAAGGCUCGAAAUUGGCGACGUCGGUCCUGGUAAUUACAAUUUAAGCGCUCGAGGUUCGGGCGGCUUGGAGUUUUUCAACUCUACAGCACUCGAGUACAUCCACAAGAGUUAUUCGGUGUUCAUUCAAACCGACAAAGCCAUUUACAAACCGGGACACAAAGUGCAAUUCAGAGCCAUCGUGCUAAACUCUCAUUUGAAACCAUCCGUUACGGGAGCUUUGGAUAUUUACAUUACGGACGGCAAAGGCAAUCGCGUGAAACAUUGGAACAGAGCGCUGACCACCCGAGGAGUCUUCACGUCCGAAUUCCAAUUAUCCGAGUCACCGGUGCUCGGCGACUGGAACAUUGCCGUCACUGUACUGGACCAAGUUUUCCACAAGACGUUCACCGUUGCUGAGUACGUUCUACCGAAGUUCGAAGUGACCAUUGACGUGCCCAAACACUCUACGUUCAAAAAGUCCGAAAUACAAGCGACCAUUUAUUCCAAAUACACGUAUGGUAAAAAUGUCAGCGGUAAAGCCACCAUUUCUGUGUACCCGGUAUACUUUAGUGGAAGCGUCCAGCCCAUAUACGAAAACCCGUUACGAAAAGUUGUGCCGAUUAACGGAGAAGUAGUUGUGAACUUCGAUGUUGUCAAGUAUUUAAAGUUGGAGAACGAUUACGACAGAGAAAUUAAAUUCGACGUCACCGUCGAAGAGGAACAUACCGGCAGAUCCCAGAACACGUCGGUAUCCGUAAUGAUGCACAAACACGAAUAUAAAAUGGAGUUGAUCAAAACAUCGGAUUUCUUUAAGCCCGGACUCAAGUACACAGCUUUCAUCAAAGUAAGUCAUCACGACGGUACGCCGGUACACGAUCAGAAAAAUCCGGUUAUAGUGCGACAUGGAUACUCGAACGAGGAAGUCGAUUACAAGGAAAACAAAUACAUGUUACCCAACAACGGUUUGAUCCCGUUGGUUUACUAUCCACCGUCCGACGCCGUAUCGCUUGGCUUCGAGAUGAAGUACAUGGAUCUUACCGAAUGGUUCCCGUCCAUCGGUGCCGCGCAUUCGCCGAGCAACACCUACGUGCAGGCCACCGUGUUGACGGAAAACCCUACGGUGAACAGGGACGUUGAGAUACAGGUGAACUCGACGGAGAGCUUGCAGUACAUCAGCUACCAGGUGAUCGGCCGAGGUGACGUGAUCGUGGCCAGCACCGUUCAGAUCCCGAACGCCGGGCAGCGGACGGCCAUCGUCCGGUUCUUGGCCACGUACGCGAUGGCGCCCACGGCCAGGGUGAUCGUGCAGUUCAUCAAGGACGGCGGCGAAGUGAUAGCCGACGUGGUCGACAUCGAGCUCGACGGAGUGCUGCAGAACUAUAUUAAAAUGGACGUCAGUCGUGACGAAGCCGAACCCGAUACGCCGAUAGACAUCAGCUUCGAGGCAAAACCCAAUUCGUACAUCGGCAUUACCGGCAUCGAUCAAAGUGUUCUAUUGCUGAAAACCGGAAACGACAUAACGCACAAAAACGUUUUGGAUGAACUGAGAACGUACGACGCCGGUGAAAAAUCCGAUUCUGCCGAAAGAUCGAUGCUUUGGUGGCCAGGUUCCUUCACAGCUCAUCAAGUAUUCGAUAAAUCCGGAGCAACCAUAAUAACCAAUGGCUUCGUAAACGACUACGAACCUUCACUGCCGUCCGGCAAGAAUUUUUUUGUGGCUCGGCCAAGCCCGUCGCCCGGCCUACCGGUGGUGAAACCGGACAACGGGCCGGCCUUCGCCAUACGGCCGGUGACGCGACCGCCACUGGCCGGGCCGUACGCGUUCUCCCGUAUACCGGCACCGGUGUGGAACAAGCCUCGCGUCUUUCUAUCGCACGCGCUACAAGACACUUGGCUAUUCACUAAUCUAUCCACAUGGCAAGAUGGACGAGCAUCCUUGAAGUCCAAAGUGCCUGACACAAUCACUUCGUGGGUGAUAUCAGCAUUCUCAAUCGACUCUCUUUACGGUCUUGGCCUUCUUGAUACACCCAAAAAGCUAAAAGUAUUCAAGCCGUUUUUCAUUUCCGUUGAUUUACCGUAUUCCGUGAGAAGAGGCGAGAUCAUUGCUAUCCCAGUGGUAGUAUUUAAUUACAUGAGGAAGGAUGUUACAGCUGACGUAACUUUAGAAAACAUUGGUCAGUUCGAUUUCGCCGACUAUACCAAUGGAAACAGUAAUGAAGUCAAAGAUACAAAAUUGGAACUAUACCAAAGAAAAAAACUGUAUAUCAAAGCAAAUUCUGGAAGCACGACAUCAUUCUUGAUAAAAGCCAAAGCUUUAGGACACAUUAGUAUCAAGUUGACCGCUAAUAGUCCAUUGGCUGGCGAUGUUAUAGAUAAAAAAUUGUUGGUUAAGCCGGAAGGAGAAACUAUCUAUAAAAACCAAGCAUUCUUCGUGGAUCUCAGGAAAGAAACUUCGUUUGAAAAAAAUAUAACUUUAGACAUUCCUCAGAAUAUUGUCCCCGAUUCCGAGUUCAUUGAAAUUGGAGCAGUUGGUGACAUAUUGGGACCGAGUACGAUGAAUUUGGCGUCUUUGAUUCAAAUGCCGUUCGGUUGCGGCGAGCAAAACAUGUUGAACUUUGUGCCCAACAUAGUUGUUUUAGAUUACUUGAAGAACACGAGACAGCUGACGACCGCCAUUGAAACGAAAUCGUUGAAGUACAUGGAAACCGGAUACCAACAGGAGCUAACGUACCGCAGAUCAGACGGCUCAUUCAGUGCUUUCGGUUCAGCGGACGCAAGCGGCAGCACGUGGUUGACCGCGUACGUUGUCAAGUCAUUCAGACAAGCGAUGCCGUACAUACCAGUCGAAGAGAAAAUCAUCCUCGAUGGUCUGCAGUGGUUAUCCAACAACCAGGCCAACAACGGUAGCUUCCCGGAAGUGGGCCAUGUCAGCCACAGCGACAUGCAGGGCGGAUCGUCUAAAGGACUGGCGCUCACCGCUUAUACGCUGAUCGCAUUCCUGGAGAACCAAAAAGCCACGCCAAUCUACCGAAACACGAUCAACAAAGCCAUCGAUUACGUGGUGAAAAACUUCCCGGGGACGGAGGACCCCUACGUGUUGGCCAUAUGCUCGUACGCACUACACUUGGCCAACCAUCCAGAAAAGAACGUCGCGUUCAACCUGCUCGAGCUGAAAGCCACUACGUCCGACGAAAAGAAAUGGUGGAAACGCGUGGGCCGCGCCAACGACAAGCAAAACCCGUGGGCCCGGGAACCCAAUUCCGUCGACAUUGAAAUGACGGCGUACGCUUUGCUGACGUAUUUACAACGGGAACUCGUUGAAGACGCGUUGCCGAUCCUGCACUGGUUGAUAUCUCAACAAAACGAACAGGGAGGAUUCGCGUCCAGCCAGGACACCGUGAUCACGUUGUACGCGCUUUCUCAGAUGGCACAAAAAGUUACGCCGGGCUCGAUGCGAUUAUCUGCCACGUUUUCGUACAUGAAAAGUGGACAAACUGAACUCAAAGUGACGCAAGAUAAUGCCAUGGUGUUGCAACUGGUCGAACUUCCAAAGCAGACGCGAUUUGUAAACAUCAAGGCCACCGGAACAGGGUUCGCUAUUGUGAAAGUGUCGUACAGGUACAACGUGAACGUUACCGGUGCUUGGCCACUGUUUUCACUGGACCCACAAGUAAGCAAAUCCUCAAACGCCAACUUCUUGCAGCUAUCGGUUUGCUCGGGACUCUUAGAAGGAGACGAGAGCAACAUGGCCAUAAUGGAAGUGACACUACCCUCUGGUUAUACCUUGGAUAACGAUGCAUUACCAAGCCUUCGAGUGUCUAAUAACAUAAAACGAAUUGAAACUAAAGAUGGAGAUUCAGUUGUUAUGUUAUACUUUGACAAGAUGAUGAAGAAAGAGUACUGUCCAACCAUAUCGGCGUAUCGGACGCACAUGGUAGCCAAACACAAGCCAGUGCCCGUCACCAUGUACGAUUAUUACGACCAGUCGAGACGCGCCAGAGCAUUCUACGAACCAAUGGUGGCAAGUCCGUGUGAUUUAUGCGAAGACGCCGAUUGUUCGAAAAUUUGCAAAACGAUGCCGACGACGACGGAGAGCUCCGGCUCAUCUCCAGUGCGCGUCAUGCAGCUAACAACAUCCGUCAUUGUUUCCGUUUCGAUCUUACUCAUUCAGUACUAUUGAUUUCCUCUCAUAUUUAUUUUUCAACCUAUCUUAACUUUUACAACACCCGCGUUGUAAAGGGAGAAAACAAGAGAGAGAAAAUGGCAUUGAUGAUAAUAUUCAUAUUUUUCCUCUUUUUAUUUUAUUUUAUUUUAUUUU
This is a messenger RNA of Sipha flava (yellow sugarcane aphid), 4707 nucleotides long. Its product is annotated as CD109 antigen-like. Lineage: Eukaryota; Metazoa; Arthropoda; Insecta; Hemiptera; Aphididae. The record is from RefSeq and is a predicted model, not a curated record. Gene Ontology annotation, molecular function: endopeptidase inhibitor activity. The coding region runs from base 148 to 4569 and encodes 1473 amino acids. The transcript has 27 exons. Gene Ontology annotation, cellular component: extracellular region.